Messenger RNA from Olea europaea var. sylvestris, 2132 nucleotides. Its product is annotated as putative late blight resistance protein homolog R1B-14. The coding region runs from base 18 to 1556 and encodes 512 amino acids. Gene Ontology annotation, molecular function: ADP binding. The transcript is spliced from 3 exons. The record is from RefSeq and is a predicted model, not a curated record. NCBI's taxonomy places the organism in Eukaryota, Viridiplantae, Streptophyta, Magnoliopsida, Lamiales, Oleaceae. Gene Ontology annotation, biological process: defense response to other organism.
CAUAACAGAAGAGAAAUAUGUUGAUUGACCUAUUGAGAACAGUAAGCGACCUUAGCAAAGAGAGAAUUCCGAAUAUGGAUGAAGGCCUCCUGGCAGAAAAGCUUUAUAAAAGUUUAAAGGGAAUUAGAUACCUCAUUGUCCUGGAUGAUAUUUGGAAUAUAGAUGUGUGGGAUGAUUUCAAAAGAUAUUUUCCAGAUGACAGAUGUGGAAGUAGAAUAAUAUUUACUACUCGGCUCGAAAAUGUGGGUUUGGAAGCUUCACCUCGUGCUGUUGUUAAUCAACUUCCUUUCUUGUCAGAAACUGAAUGUUGGGAUUUAUUACAGCAGAAGGUAUUCCAAAAAGAGCAAUGCCCUCCACAAUUGGUAGACUCUGGAAAGCAGAUCCCAACGAAUUGUCAGGGGCUACCACUCGCAGUUGUUGUGGUGGCUGCAAUUCUUGCCAAUAUGGAGAAGAAAGAAAGCUCAUGGCAAAAAGUUGCAGCAAGUUUAAGUGUGCAUAUAUCUGAAGAAAAUAAUAAGUGCAUGGACAUACUUGAACUUAGUUACAAGCACUUACCAGUUCAUUUGAAACCAUGUUUUCUGUACUUUGGAGUAUUUCAAGAGGACGUGGAGGUCCCUGUGAGAAAGUUGAAAGCGCUAUGGAUUUCAGAAGGAUUAAUAGAAAAAAGAGAGAACAAGAGCUUAGAGGACGUGGCCCACGACUAUCUGAUGGAUCUCAUUGGUAGAAGCCUUGUACUAGUUGCCAAAAGAAGCUCUAAUGGUCAAGUCAAAGCCUGCAAUAUGCAUGAUUUAUUGCGUGAGAUGUGCUUGAGAAUAGCGGAAGAAGAAAACUUUUUGAAGGUUGUCCAAGAUCAAUUGUCAACAGCUGAGAAAAAUCACACGAGUGUUCACUUAUACUUGAAUCCAUCUUCCAUGAGACCUUCAGGCCUGCAUGUCCGUCCUCUAUGUGGCAAUUCACCUGAUCCCUCCUUGUUUGUCCGUUGUAGCAUGAAACUUCUCAGGGUCUUUAAUAUGUCAGCCAUAGACUUGAAAUAUUAUGAUCUGAUAGGAAUUGGACUGCUGAUUCACUUGAAGUACUUGACAGUUCCAUGUACACCAUCAUCUAUAGCCAGACUGAACAACCUGGAAUUUCUUUUGGUGGAUAACAAAGAAGUAGCUCAAAUACCUGAGUUCCUUCUUAAUAUGGUGAAGUUGAGAUAUCUGCAUUUUGGUGGUGGUGCACAAUUCGAUGAAUCUUGUCAUAUGCGAGUAUCUAAGGGUGAGGGCUUCCAAAUGAUUAACUUACAAAAUGUUUCUUUUCUUUUCAUUCAUGAAGAGAAUGACGAGAAAAUCUUGAGAUAUUCACACCAUCUUCGCAGACUGAAAUGUGAGUUUAAAGUAAUUUGGGAUUCAUCUAAGAAGCAAUAUCGCUAUCCUAAUUUCCUUAAUCAGCUUGAAUCCCUCAGUGUAUCUUUCCACCGGAGUUAUGUGACAAACACAAGUCCCGGUUUAAUUAGUUUUCCCUCGCACCUUAAAAAGCUAACUCUUCGCAAGUUUGAUUUAUCUUGGGAGCAAUGAGUUUAAUUGGGAGAUUGCAAAACCUUGAGGUUCUAAAGUUACAAGAUGAUGCCAUCGAGAAAGGACAAUGGGAGACAAGUGAAGGAGAAUUCCUACAACUCAAAUUCUUGGAACUAGAUGGAAUACAAAUUUCACAAUGGAGUGCUUCUAGUGAUCAUUUUCCCAUACUUGAGCGACUAGUGUUGCGAAAAUGCAAACAUUUGAAGAGCAUCCCUCCAAACUUGGGUGAUAUUCUAACACUGCAGAUUAUAGAGGUACAUGGCUGCAGAAAUUCAGUUAUUCAGUCUGCUAAGCAAAUUCAAGAUGAUCAAAUAGACUUGGGAAAUGAGGAGCUUAAAGUUAUUAUCACUCGAUCUCCACUCUUAAGGAGAUUCGGCGGCAACCUUCAAGCAUGAAAUUCUUCACAGGGCGAUAGUGAAGAAGUUCUCUAUAAUUUGUUUUCCCAUCCAUUGCAGUUCUCAUGUUCAAUUCUCCAUUGCGAUCUUGUUUGUUUGGUUUAAUUUGUUAAGCUGAAUUCCAAGACUGUUUCACUUAUAAUUUUUAUUAUUUUAAGAAAUAUCUUAAAUAUUCCAUUCA